Elaeis guineensis (African oil palm) is the source of this 930-nucleotide messenger RNA. RefSeq names its product ethylene-responsive transcription factor ERF011. The record is from RefSeq and is a predicted model, not a curated record. Gene Ontology annotation, biological process: regulation of DNA-templated transcription. Gene Ontology annotation, molecular function: DNA-binding transcription factor activity; DNA binding. NCBI's taxonomy places the organism in Eukaryota, Viridiplantae, Streptophyta, Magnoliopsida, Arecales, Arecaceae.
CAAUCCGCUACCGCACAUGGAAAACAAUUACAUAACAAAAUAUAAGACGGGAAGAAAGAGAGCCCGGUUCUCGCCCUCUAGCUCGGUUCCAUCGAUCGAGAUGGAGGAAGAGUCGCCGUCGCCGCCGCCGCCAACGGCGGCGAGGAAGGAGGGCAAGGAGCGGCUCUACCGCGGGGUCCGGAUGCGAAAGUGGGGCAAGUGGGUCGCCGAGAUCCGCGAGCCCAACAAGCGCUCCCGGAUUUGGCUUGGCUCCUACUCCUCCCCGGUCGCCGCCGCCAAGGCCUACGACACCGCCGUCUUCUACCUCCGCGGCCGCUCCGCCCGCCUCAACUUCCCCGACGACCUCGCCGUCGACGUCGACGCCGACGCCGCCAUGUCUGCCGCCCUCAUCCGGAAGAAGGCCACCGAGGUCGGUGCCCGGGUCGACGCCCUCCACGCCACCGCCCCCGCCUCCCUGGCCGCCGGAGCCCGCUCUCCCGCCGCCGACCAUCGCCGCCGUCUGGCUUAUAAGAGGCCGGACCUCAAUCAGAAGCCCAGCCCCGAGAGCUCCGACGAGGACUGCGAACUCUCUGGCUAGUCGGAUUCGGAUUCCGAUCCUCCUCCAAGGCUCAUGAUGAUGAGUUUAUAUAAAUACAGAGUUUUGUUUAUAUAUAUAUUUUUUUGUCCAAAUCUUUAUAUAAGAGUUUCGUUUAUCUUUAGGUUUUUAGAUGGGGGUUGAAGACUAGAGGUUGGAUGGAGAAGGGAAGUAGUAUGGAUUGGGAAUCAGUUGGGGGUGUUGAUGAUGGGAUGGGGAGGUGAGGGGAAUUCUAUGGGUAUAUGUAAAUUAAAUAGGAUGUUAACAAGAACAAAUCAAAGAAGGUUAUGAUGUUCUUCUUGCUAUCUGGUACCUUUAGGAUGAAGGGAUGAUGAUAAAAUACUCUCUUUUGAUCA